GUAAGAGCAGAUCUCGCUGACUCGCUGAUAACCGAUCAGUCAUUAUCGAUUUCACGGUAUUUCGAUCAACUGAUCGCAUUUUUCAGCACAUUAUUAUUGGAAUUUUUCCAAAAAAUUUCAAAUUUGUAUACUUAUAAAAAGAAACAAGAAUCCGCCAAAGGGAAUCGAGCGAGUACAAGGAAGAUUGAGAGAAUUAAUGGAAAUAGCUGGAUUGCUCAGACGACGGAUGAAGGCUCUGGAUUUCCGUUCAGGUGAAGAAGCCCCUACCCAAUUGCCUCUCUUUCUCCAAAUUACAUAGCCGCCCCCUCUCCGUUCGUCGUACGGAGACAAGGAGCAUAAGGAGUAUUGGAAUUUGAAGAAAAAAGAAAUCCGGGAUUUGAACGGAGGAGGAGAAAUGGAAUCGCCAGUGGACGUGGUGGUGGAGGAGAUUAUGGGAAUUCAUAGAUCGUUGCCGGCCAGACCGGGAAUUGACGAGGUGGAGGCGGCUAAGGCCUUGAUCAAGAACGUGGAGAAAGAGGACCAAGCGAGACUCGAUGCCAUUGCGAGGCAUACCAAGAGCCCUGAUGUACCGGAGGAGCUCUUCAUGGUGUUGCAAGAGAUGCGCAAGAACUUGUUGUUUUUCCAAAGCAAAGAGCAGAAGCGGGAAGCUUUGAGACUGCUCGACCUCGACAACCUCCACUCCCUGUUCGAUGAAUUUAUUCAGAGAGCUUCCAAAUGUCUGCCUUCCACGACUUCAGGCUCAGGACGCCGUUUCUCUAAUGAGCCCAAAUUUCCUGCGCCUACUUCUACUUCUACUUCUACUUCGACGUCGACCUCGUACUACUCCGAGAAAGAACCCGUAAAGACUUCUGAAUUGUUCACCAGAGAUGACAGCUAUGUCACCAAGGCCAAGUCAACGCUCUACGCGGAUGGCCUUGGGAUUGGGAUUGGGAUUGGCCACAGUGUUUCGUCCACAGCCCAGAUAUUGGAUCCUUCUCUAAAACCUCCUACCACUUCUUCAGGUCAAGAUGGAGAAAAAUUGAGUUUGAUAAAGCUUGCUAGUUUAAUUGAAGUGUCUGCAAAGAAAGGCACUCGAGAUCUCAAUCUUCAGAACAAGUUGAUGGAUCAAAUUGAAUGGCUGCCUGACUCAAUAGGAAAGUUGUCGGGUUUGAUCACCCUAGAUUUAUCUGAGAAUCGGAUUGUGGCCCUACCAGACACCAUAGGAGGCCUUUCAUCCUUGACAAAGUUGGAUUUGCAUUCGAACAAGAUCUCUGAACUCCCAGAUUCUGUAGGAGACCUCCUUAGCCUGAUCCAUUUGGACCUUAGUGGAAACCAGUUAUCAUCUCUGCCUGCUACCUUUGGCAGAUUGGUCCGUCUUCAGGAGCUUGAUUUGAGCUCAAAUGGGCUCUCUUUGCUUCCUGAGUCGAUAGGAUCACUUGUUAGCCUGAAGAAAUUGAGUGUUGACACGAAUGAUAUUGAAGAAAUUCCGCAUACCAUUGACCGGUGUACUUCACUAAAAGAACUUCAUGCAGAUUAUAACCGACUUAAAGCUCUUCCAGAAGCUGUAGGGAAGAUUGAGACCCUUGAGGUUUUGUCAGUCCGUUACAAUAAUAUCAAACAAUUACCAACGACAAUGUCAUCUCUAUCAAGCCUGAGGGAGCUUGAUGUCAAUUUUAACGAGCUCGAAUCAGUGCCUGAGAGCCUGUGUUUUGCAACCACACUUGUGAAGAUGAAUAUAGGAAACAAUUUUGCGGACCUGAAAUCUCUACCAAGGUCUAUUGGGAACCUUGAGAUGCUUCAAGAGUUGGAUAUUAGCAAUAACCAGAUACGGAUGCUUCCAGAUUCCUUUAGGAUGCUCACAAAUUUACGUGUACUACGCGUGGAAGGAAAUCCUCUGGAAGUUCCACCAAGAGACGUAGUUGAAAUGGGUGCACAGGCUGUUGUUCAAUACAUGGCUGACCUUUUUGAGAAAAGGAAAAAAGUGGAUGUUAGACCACCAUCGGUUAAGCAGAAAAAAAGCUGGGCUCAGAUCUGCUUCUUUUCCAGGUCUAACAAAAGGAAGCGCAAUGGUGCAGAUUAUGUGAAAGCCUGAUUGAUUACAGCAUUGCUGACUAGAAAUGUGACAUCAUCUUUCUGUUGGGAUAUUUGCCAUUGGUGGGUCGACGAGAGCGGAGAUCUCGCUGCAAUGACUAUGCAUCUGGUGUGCGUGGCUUUGACUUUUAUAUCUCAAAAUGUAGAUUUCUUUUCAUCUCCCACCCUUCCCACCUUUUUUUUUUUUUUUUUUUUCCAUGAUUUUAUUCUCUAGUCUGUUCUUCUCUAUUGUACUGUUACUAUUUCUGUUACCAUCGAGCAUGUACAAUUUAGGCGGAAAAAAGCUUGGGAAGAUGGGGGAGAUAAUGUUGUAAUCUGUUUUUCUCUUCCAUUGUUGAUGAAAUUUGAGUUUUAACA
Corylus avellana is the source of this 2427-nucleotide messenger RNA. Its product is annotated as plant intracellular Ras-group-related LRR protein 4. The record is from RefSeq and is a predicted model, not a curated record. Gene Ontology annotation, molecular function: protein binding. Gene Ontology annotation, cellular component: cytoplasm. NCBI's taxonomy places the organism in Eukaryota, Viridiplantae, Streptophyta, Magnoliopsida, Fagales, Betulaceae.